AUGUCAAAGGAACAACAACAACCUUUAGACAUUCUAUUUAAAGAAUUGGAUGAAGCAAUCCAAGAACAACAAUACAAGAAAGCUAUUCGUGUUUGUAAUAAAGUAUUAUCACAAAGUGUAAAUGAUGUUGAAGCAACACAAUGUAAAGUACUUUGUUAUAUGUAUUUAGGUAGUUUCCAAGAUGCAGUUGAUACCAUCAACAAAUCAGGACCAUUAAAAGAUAGUUUUGUAUUUGAAAAGGCAUAUUGUCUUUACAGCAGUGCAAAGUAUACAGAUGCUUUAAAGGAAACAACUUCAAUUCAAUCAAAACCAAACAAUGUUUUAGAAUUGGAAGCUCAAAUUUAUUAUAAACUUGAAAACUAUGAAAAGACAAUUGAAAUUUAUGAACAAUUGUUAUCACAAUCUGGUUAUUCACAAUCAUCUGAAUUGAUUACCAAUCUUUGUGCAGUUUAUAUUGAUGCUGGUAAAUUCAAGGAAUGUCAAGACCUACUUGCCAAACAUAAAUCAAUCAUGACCAAGACCUAUGAACUUGCUUACAAUUCUGCUUGUCUUUUACUUUCAAGAAAUGAUAUUAAAGCUGCUGAAACUCAAUUAAAAUUGGCUAAAAAAAUAUGUAUUGAUACAUUAACAAAAGAUGGAUAUGAACAAGAAGAUAUUGAUGAAGAAUUAUCAGCAAUUCAUGUUCAAUUGGGUUAUUGUCAACAGAUGAAUGGUCAAUUAGAGAGUGCACUUGAAAGUUAUCAAAAUGUACUUGGAAAGAGUUAUGGUGACAGUGCAUCGAUUGUUGCUCAAAACAAUGUAAUCUCUGUCAAUGGUCGUAAUGAACAAAAGACAAAGAGUGAGUUGCUCGAACAACUCAAGGGUGUAUUUGCCGAAUCAUCUGAAUCCAAACUCAACUCUUCACAGAAAAAGGCUGUCAAUCUCAACCACUGCAUCCUCUUGCUCCAUUUGAAAAAGGUAUCACAAUGCGAGGAAUUGGUAAAGUCACUCAAGACCAAGAACAAGGACAGCGCCAACUUUAAGGAAUACGUUGAAGAUCUCGACCUCAUUGUCGCAUUCCUCUUGAUGCGUGAAAAGAAAUGGAGAGAAGCCGAAGAAAUCCUCAAGAAAUACAAGUCACUCAAGGCUCAAUUAACUCUUGCUCAACUUCAUCUCACUGAAGGUCAUCCAGAAAAGACCCUAACUGUUUUACAAUCUUUAGACUCUUCAACAAAGACCAAACCAGGUAUCAUUGCUACUUGUUUUGCUCUCUAUGAAAAAUUAGGUGAUUAUGAAAAGGCAAUCUCUAGUUUAGAUAUUCAAAUUAAUAAUUUAGAAUCAAAGAAUAACAAGGAUGAAAAAGAAAUUGAUUCUUUUGUGGAUUUAUUAAAAUUAAGUGCCAAUUUAAAGAUGAAACAUCAAAAAUACAAGGAUGCAGCAGAGACUUAUGAAAAGAUUCUAAAGGUUAAUCCAAACGAUUUGUUUGCUUUGCCAUCAUACAUUAUUGCCACCUCUCACUAUGACCCAACACUCUCUCAGAAAUAUCAAGGCAAGUUGCCAAUCAUCAAGCUUACCAACAGCAGUGUCGACGUUGACAAGAUCGAGACAUUGGGUUUGUCCUAUGGCAAGGAAAAGAAGGUCGCCCCCAAGGCUGUCGCCGAGGUACUCAAGAGCAGAAAGGCCAGAGACGCCGCCGCUGCAGCUGCUGCCCUCACCAAAAAGAAACCAAGAUUCUUGCCCAAAAACUAUGACCCUGCUCGUGCCCCAGACCCCGAGAGAUGGUUGCCAAAAUGGCAACGUGCCAAAAACAAACGUAUGGCUGCUGCCAACAAGGGCAAAAACAGCAAUACCAACGCCAACCUCAUGCGUGGAUCUCAAGGUGUCACCACCAAUUCAUCGGCAACCAAUCAAUACAAUGUUGCUGAAAAGAUUAGUAAAGCUGCUGCCGCUGCUGCCACCAGUACUAGUACCACCUCUACCACUAGUACAACUACCAAUACUGCAUCUGCUCAAAAGGUCGUUAAGAAAAAGACAAAGAAAAUGCCCAAGAAUAAAGGAAAAGGAGGAAAGAAUCGUAGAAGAGGAAAGAACGAGAACGAGCAAAAGAGAGAACUCCAAUUCAAGGAGGACGGUCAAGAAUAUGCUCAAGUAUUGAAGAUGUUGGGUAAUGGACGUAUCGAAGCUCAAUGUUUUGACGGUCCAAAGCGUCUUUGUCACAUUAGUGGUCGUUUGAGAAAGAAGGAAUGGAUCAACUGUGGUGAUAUCAUCCUCCUCCAACUCAGAGAUUACCAAGAAGAAAAGGCCGAUGUUAUCAUGCGUUAUACCAUCGACGAAGCUCGUAGUCUCAAGACCCUCGGUGAAUUGCCAGAGACUGCUCGUAUCAAUGAAAAUGAUACCUUUGAUGAUGAUAACAAUGAUAUUCCAUUCGAAUUCGUUGCUGAUGACAAUAUUGAUAUCGAUGCUUUGUAA
Cavenderia fasciculata is the source of this 2448-nucleotide messenger RNA. RefSeq names its product signal recognition particle 72 kDa subunit (gene srp72). The transcript is spliced from 8 exons. Gene Ontology annotation, cellular component: signal recognition particle, endoplasmic reticulum targeting. Gene Ontology annotation, biological process: SRP-dependent cotranslational protein targeting to membrane; translational initiation. The record is from RefSeq and is a predicted model, not a curated record. The coding region runs from base 1 to 2448 and encodes 815 amino acids. NCBI's taxonomy places the organism in Eukaryota, Evosea, Eumycetozoa, Acytosteliales, Cavenderiaceae. Gene Ontology annotation, molecular function: translation initiation factor activity; protein binding; ribosome binding.